AUGUCGUCAGAUCUCGGAGAAUUUGAUACUCCUGAUUUUGAUAGUACUGCUUCCAGACUUGAUAGACCUUCCUCCUACUUAAUUCACAAAGCAAGACGAAAUCCAAACGGAUACGAAGAGCUCAAGAAAUCCCUUCAGUCUGCCACCGUUUACGUCGGGCGCAUAGGGGUCUACGUUACUGAAGAACAGAUACAUGAGCUUUUUUCAAGAUGUGGUAAGAUUAGGGAAAUUAUUAUGGGAUUGAAUGCUAAGACUCAAUCACCAGCAGGAUUCUGUUUCGUUAUAUUCAGCUCCCCGACCUCGGCCCUUAACGCUGUCAAAUAUUUAAAUGGAACAAUGAUUUUCAAUAACAAGAUGGAAAUAGACUUGGAUCCUGGAUUCGAGGAUGGAAGACAAUUUGGACGUGCUACAGAUGGUUCCCAGAAACAGUAUAACUCGUACCAAAGUCGAACCAGGCCAUCUGGGGGAUACGGGAGAUCAAGGCAAAGCAACUACCGUGGUGGCAGACGUGGAGGAGGCGGAGAAAGAGGUGGCUACAGAUCUUACAAUCGUAAUUAUGAGAACAGUGAAAACCCACGUUUCACCACUGGCCAACUACCUCCCCCCCCGCAUCAAGCUCAGGGUUACAAUAAUUCGUAUGAUAACCAGUAUCAGGGAGAAUAUCAAAAUGGUUACCAAGGUAGCCACCAGAGCAAUCAAGGAGGAUAUCAAGGAGGUUACCAAAAGGAUCAUCAGCAGCACUCCUAUGAUAACUCUCAAUCCAAUCAAGGUGAACGGACAUACGAUAAUAGCGACAGAGAAUCUUAUCAAUCUCAUCAGCAGGAUCUACCCCCUCAUAUGAAAUAA
Komagataella phaffii GS115 is the source of this 846-nucleotide messenger RNA. Its product is annotated as Small subunit of the heterodimeric cap binding complex that also contains Sto1p. The transcript has a single exon. Gene Ontology annotation, molecular function: RNA cap binding. Gene Ontology annotation, biological process: mRNA cis splicing, via spliceosome. Gene Ontology annotation, cellular component: nuclear cap binding complex. Bases 1 to 846 code for a protein of 281 amino acids. Lineage: Eukaryota; Fungi; Ascomycota; Pichiomycetes; Pichiales; Pichiaceae. The record is from RefSeq and is a predicted model, not a curated record.